GUGUGAACUCUAUGGGACAACAUGUUACAAGUAUAAAAUCUUCUGAGGUGGUAACACAGAUAAAACCCCAAGGUGUGACAGCGGUGGACCUCAAUUCUGGACCAAGGACACAAAAUAAAAAGCCGUCUGAGUUGGCUCAAGGGCAAAGGCUCCUAGCUAAGGAGUCUGUAGAGUUUAAUCAAGGCCCAAAGUUACAAGGUGUGACAGUGGAGUCCAAGCCCCCAAAUGGGGAAUCUGGGAAGUUAAACUCAGGCCCUCAAUUACAAGAUGAGAAACAUUCUCAGUCAAUUCUAAGAACAAAGCAUCAAUAUGGAAGAUCUAUGGAGGUCAGUCCUGGCCUAUGCUCACAGGGUAUGAAGUCUUCCGAAGUGAUUUCAGGGGACAAACUUCAAAAAGAGAAACCCGUAGGCUUUGUGUAUCAGCCACUGUGGCAAGAUGUAAAAUCUUUAAAAUGGACAUUCAGUAAGGCACUUGACAGGGAACCUUUGCAGUUGGAAACUGCUCAUUUACAGGACAGGAAAUUAACUAUGUUAACACCAGAAUUACAUCUUCAAGGUAUGAAACCUGAGUUGGUCAACUGUGGAUCAAAGUUGAAAGGUGUGAAGUCUGAGCCCACAUAUGUCCAGACAGUAAAGGAUACAGGGAUCAAUCAUGGUGCCGAAUCACAGUUUGUGGGAUUCUCUAAGCAGGCCUCAGACUCAAAGGUUUAUAGAGUGGUGCCUUCUGAAUUCAAUGCCAGAAACCAGAAGCAAGAUAGGAAGUCUCACAAAUUAAGUCAAAAGCAUCAACUUCAAAAAAUAAAACAAAUAGCGUUCAGGGAUGAGCCACAUUUGCAACAUAUCAAGUCAUCAGAAUUAUGUACAAAGCUUCAAGACCUGAAAUCUAUGGAAUUCAAUUCAGAGCAACAGUUGCAAGAUGUGAUGUCCUCUGAAUUGGGCCUGGGAACAAGUCCUCAGUCUUUAGAGUUCAACCCUGGGCCACAGUUGCAAGAGAUAAAAUCUUCUGAGGUAUGUACAGAAACCAAGCUGCCAGAUGAGCCGUCUCCGGAAUUCAAGCAUAAGCCUACAUUGCAAGAUAGGGCAUCCUGCGACCUGAGUACAGGGCCACAGAUUCACUGUAAAAAUGUUAUGGCAUCCAACACCAGAACACAAAAUGUAGAAUUGUCUGAGUUGCACCCUGGUCCAGACCUUCAAGGUAUAAAAUCUAAGGUGUUCUGCCUGGGGCAGCACUUGGAAGAUGUGAAUUCUACAUGCACUCCUAAUGCAAAUUCUCAAUAUGUAAACUCCAGUGGGUGUAAAUGUGGGCCAUAUUUGCAAGAUAUGAAUUCCUCUGCAUGCAUUCCAGAGCCAGACCGUCAAUGUAUAAAGUCUAUGUGCAAUCCUGGGCCACAUUUGCAUGGAAUGAAUUCUGCAUGCAUUUUAGGACCAAAAUUGCAAUGUGUAGAUACUACUGGAUGCAUCUAUGAGCCAAACUGGCAAGAUGUAAAUUCUUCUGUAUGCACCCCAGGGCCAAGUCCUCAGUAUGUGAAUUCUUCUGCAUACACCCCAGGGACAAGUCCUCAGUGUGUUAAUUCUGCAUGCACCCCAGGGCCAAGUCCUCCUUGUGUGAAUUCCACUGAGUGCCACUCUAAAGCACAUUUACAAGGUGUGAAUCAAUGGGCAUCAAUUCUAGGGCCACACAUUCAGUGUGUAGGUUCUAUUGGGUGCAAUCCUAAAUCACAUUAUCAAGGUGUGAAUCCUUCCUCACCCACUCCAGGGCCAAACCCUCAGUGUGAACAUUCCAAUAGGUGUAGUCUUGAGCCACUUCUUCUUGGUAUGAAUCAUGGUACAACAUUUCCAGCACCACAAAUUAUGUGUGUAAAUCCUGUUUGGUGCAAUACCAAAACACAUUUGCAAGAUGUGGAUUCUUCUGCCUGUACUGGAAGACAAGAGUCACAGUCUGUAAAUUCUACCGGAUACAACCCUGGGCCACAUUUACAAGCACCAAAACUUCAAGGUAUGAAGUUUUCUGAGUCGAACUCAAGGACAGGAAUUCAAAGAGACAUGCCUAGAAUAGUUAGCAAAGGUCAACACGUGCAAGACCUGAAGUUUGAAUCAACUCCAGGGUCAAAUAUUAUACAUGUAGCACCUGUAGAAUACAACCCUGGGCCACAGGUACAGAGUGUGAAUUUUUCUGAAUUGAAUCCAGGAUUAAAAUUACAAUGCAUAAAUCCAGCAAAGCAUAGUUCAGGGCCACAGUGGCAAAACAUGAAGUCCUUUGAGUUGACCCCUGGACCAGAAUCUCAAUGUCCAAAGUCUGUUCUGUUGAACUCUGGACCACCUUUCCAAGGUGUGAUGUCAUCUCACUUAAUGGUAGGGGAAGAGUUUCCAGACAUCCCAUUUUUGAAGAACCAACUUGGGUUGUGGCAGGACACUGAACAACCUGUGUUUACCUUGAGGCCUCCGUCAAAUGGUGUGAAAUCUGUGGGAGUUUCACCAACCCCACUGCCUGAAGAUAGAAUGUCUCCAGAGAUGAGCAAACAGCCCUUGCUUUGUUUGACAAAUUCUGUAAAAGUGACACCUGGCUGCAGUCUGCAGGACUUGAGAAGUAAGGAAUUUUCACCAGAACCUUGUUUCCAAAAAGUUAAAUCUGUGAAGUUGAAGCCAGGCUCACCGACUCCAAAACCACUGUAA
Messenger RNA from Peromyscus maniculatus bairdii (prairie deer mouse), 2672 nucleotides. NCBI's taxonomy places the organism in Eukaryota, Metazoa, Chordata, Mammalia, Rodentia, Cricetidae. The record is from RefSeq and is a predicted model, not a curated record.